GAGGACUAUCGAGAAAUCUCAGUUGUUACGCUGCAGUCUUGUUGUUUCUCCGAUGAAAUUGCUAACUCGGGCUAAAGUCACUAGUAGAUCAGUCUAUAGGAAAGUUCCUCUCUAGCAAGCAAAGUCACAGGAGUCUCUUAAGCCAAGUUGCCAGCUAGUUUUACAUACUUUUUCGAUAUAUACACAGCCAGAAACCUGAAUGGGGACAUUGACCGACUUCGGAAUGACGUGCGUGUUGAGGCUCGAAACGGAAGGUCGAGUGUCCUUGCCUCUCUAUGUCGCUCAUCCAACAUCGCAGUGUUUCCCUUCCUUCAGCAUCCCGGCUAGCCAUUGACGUCAAACGAGCCGUGUCCAAACAGCAUCUCGAAACAAAACGACAAUUUGCACAUACGGUCACCCGAUGGCAGGGCCAGAGGGAUAAUGCCCUCGAAGACCAGCGUCUUUUGGCUACGACUAUCAUGAUAGCAUCGUAAGCCUCAUGGUCGGUCACAUAUACAGAGAAAGCUAACAAGAAUGAUUGUCAUGCGAUAUGGUCUCGGUGGCGUCUCGAGAAAAUCCAAGCAGCUAUCAUUGGGCAUCGAUGAAACCACAUUUGUUUGACGAUAUACGAGACAGUUAAUGACAUCUUACAAGACCCCAUUCACAAACGAACCCAACCACACCGACUCGAAACAUUUCCCGCAACCGACCGGCAUCGCCCGACUCUGGGCCCGGGGUAACCAUCAGGCUUGAAAGGAAACAUGUUUUCAUGACAGGUGUAAUUUAGCCCACGCUUGUCGAGAUUUCGCCUUAUGAGCACGAGAACCUCCGUCACAGAAGUCAUCCACUUGAAAUGCUGGAGAAUCUUAGAUUGCCCACGCAGUCAUAUACUUCCCUACGUGGAAAGAGACAUCGAAACUGAAACACGGCUUUAUCCAUCACCUGGACCCUGCAGAGGAUCCCGUCGUGGCUUGAUACUGUCAACGGUCAUCCUUCACGAGGAAAUGGGAACGGGUAGGGCUGGGUAACGAGAAAUGGCUUGACGAGUCGGGGUGUGAGUCUACGCCAUUCAGUGGUGGGCGGCCUACAUACAACCACAUCAGGCUACGCGACGCUAUUACGCUUUAGGCCAUUCGAGAGCCAGACGACAUCCAACAUACGCGAGAAUUCAACAGGGACACCAUCGUCAUUGGCCAGUUGCAACAUCCAAGGUACACAUGGUCCGUGCACGACCCAAUAACCAACCUCCCAUUGUAUCAUCGUCACCAUCCAUUGGCCUCCUUGGUUGCCUUAUGCUGAGCCUCUUUCCUGCGCAACGAAUGCGCAGCAUCAUCCUCAAUCUGGCUUAUGUCUCGUACCAUGUCUGCUCCUCGAGAUGGCGACCUCCCAACGCUUGGAAUCAUGGAUGGAACCGUACUUGCACAACUGGGCGCUCGCUCAAUUCCUCUUCAUUACUCACUAGCAACCUGGGAAAAGAACACUGGUCCUCGUUGCUGCGGCUUGUCCUACUCCAAGAUCGGAAGAGCCUCCCAACACUCUUCCUGCUUGUUAUCUUCUUCACGCUUAUUUACUGCUAGGCCCGCUAUCACUUCGAUCAUAGAUUCCCACGAGGCAUCACGACUAGCGUUUCAUCUGUCAAGCGUCACGCCCAAGUUGUCUCCAGCCCUUUCUUGACCCUGCAUCACCGUCUACCCAGCCACUUGGAGUGUGUGGUUGCCUAAGCCGGCCAUCGACGCGGAACCUGAUAGAAUACGUUCGACGAGAGUCGUGACCAACUUGAGCAUAUCAAGGUCCAACAAGACCCUCGCAAAGUCUACUCAAGAGUGUCCCGCGUGGCUAUUAUUCCUGUGUAUGAGACGGACAAGGACCCCCGAGACAUCCCGACCACAUCUGCCUCUCAUGGCUUCAUCUUCCGCAGAUCCUAAGGCACACAAUCUUGCCGCUGGCCCGUACAACUGUCCGGAUUGUACCAAAGUCUUCGCCAGACCCUGUGAUUUGAACAAACACAGCAAAUCUCAUACUCGGCCGUUCAAGUGCCUACAUUCUGAUUGCAAGUACGCCGACCUUGGCUGGCCAACACUAAAGGAACUAGAACGCCACAACAACGAUAAACACGCUCCCAACCCGAUUAUCUACGCUUGCGAGUACGAAGGUUGUGACUACAAGUCCAAACGAGAAUCGAACUGCAAACAACACAUGGAGAAGGCCCAUGGGUGGCUGUACACUCGGAGCAAAUCCAAUGGCAAACAGCCUGCGGAUAGCUCUCCGGUAGCACCUGUUUACCGGCUAAAACCUGGACCGCAUCCUGCCUCAGCAUCUUCUACUCCACUUCUCAAGCAGUCAUCCGAUUUUCUGCCUGUCCCUAACUAUCAUCAGGACUUUACACUCUACCAGGAUGACACCGACCACUCCGUCAGAUUCGAUGACGACGAUGAGGAUGCAAGUCACCACCACGAUGCGCCUCAAGUCAUCCCUUGGACAUCGCCUGCUACCCGUCUACGGAGAAACGGAACCAUGAUCGAAAGAUUUGAUCAGACAUAUCACGGUUCCCAACCUCUCAGGAUCAGUGAUAAUCCGGUUGACCCAUCGCUCGCCAGUAUUGAACCGCAAAUCAGAACAUCUGCGGCACCUCCAUCCACCUCAGAAGCAUGCGGCAAUGGCGACACCAAUAUCUCGGAGACUUCGAGACAAACUCGAUCGUCAAGAGGACCGUCAAGAAAGGCCGCAGACCGCCAACGUAUCAGAAAAUGGGAUGCCAAAGGAUCAAGAAAGAGGCUCAAGCCAGACGCUACAGAAAUUCUCGGAGAUGAUGCAGAAUUCACUGACAGCAAUAUGCCGUGUAUCUUCCGCCAUGCACACCCUCACCUUUACAACAGGGAGACCAGAAACAAGUCCGAUCCGUGCCAUACGACGCAUCGAGACAUCUCAACUCUAGCAAGACAUCUACGCCGACCGGCACAUCGCCUCGGUGUGGACCCCCGGAUGAUCUCAUCAUUUAAGAUUGAAGACAACAAUUACCCACACCCACGGGUUGGCCUUUGUCGCCGUUGCUGGCAGGCUUUCUUUGACCCCUUAGAAUUCCGGAGUCAUCUGGGUCUCAAAUGCGAGAAGGUGUCUAAGGGGAAGCGGGAGAAGUGGCGUAUCAUGCACGACCUUUUCACGCCAUUGGUCCGGCAGCAUGGCGAGCAGAGCAGCCUCUUACAAAACCUUGAUAUGGCGGGACAAGAAAGCACAGCACACCGAACAAGAGGUUCGAUCAACAUGCCGAACAAAGCUGGAAAUGAUUUUCGCUUGGUCUUUGGUACUGUCGCUCCAACCAAGUACGGGACAUCAGUUCCCUCCAGUUCUAGUCUUGAGAAUGAGAUACAAAAACUGAGAGAAGAAAAUCGGCAGUUGAGGGAGUCACUAUUAGCCCAAGGCCCUAAGGGGGGGUCAGUGCCAAGUACUGUUCAAAGCAGCGCUGUCCAUAAUGCAUUCGAGAUAGCAUCCGGUUCCCGGCUAGCCUCUGCGCCUCGGAUGCCCCAUUCCAAGGAUUCGAACUCAGACCAGGAGAGCCUAAUAGGAUACAUGGAUUCCCAAUCCACGGAUGUCGACCGCGACGGCUUGAUGAGCGAGACACCGGAAACUUUUAUGAGGCAGAACCCAGGACACAGCUUGCCCUCCCACACAACCGUCCACCACGUCCCAACAAGCCCAUCCCCGCUACUGAUCAACUCCUUCCAAGAUGUAUCCAACUUCAGCCAACCAUCAGCUAACGUGUCCCUCUUCUCUGCCCGAAAGCAACCCACGUCACUCGCCGAUUCCGCCUACGGCACCUGCACCGACCCAAGGCGAGGAAGUUUGGGCGAGCCCGGGCAGGCAGGAUGCGCAGAUAUCUUGAGAGGUCCGCACAAGAGUUGGUUUGAUAACUCAACCCAACAACGGCACGACGGCGGGUCAUUGGCUCUGUUUGGCGAUUACCAAUUUGGUCACAACAACAACUCAUCAGCGAACAACGAGAGCAUCCACAACAAUACGCCAUCCUCAUCCACUCCAAAGGUAGGGCCAAACAUGACAGUUAUUGCAACCCAGACGGCCCAGCAGCAGCCUCAGCAACAAGAUUUUUCAGGGUGGUCCAACCCCAACCCUUUUGCCACGGCCUCAACCUCUCAGCCGUCUCAUAACUUCUUUGAAGAUGCGUCAUUUGACUUCUUUAUGGCAGCACCAACGGAUUGUGGCGACGAACCUGAUGGGUAUAACCCGACUAGUUCCUCGCAGAAUUUCAUUUUUCCUUCGAUGUGAUUUUACGAGGUCAUAGAUGGUGUAGAUUAAUAGGGUUUGUCAAAGAUUAUCGAGGUGAAGAGUCUAGAGAGUAAUUUCAUGAUACAUGUCACGAACGUUGUUGAAUGAAGGGUCGGCUCUCACUUCUCUUCUUCCCCCAAGGUUACUGGUGCAUUUCGAAACCGGAAGUUGGAUCUCCGGUAUUCCUUUCUUCUUGGUUUCAAGCGGUUUGCUGAUUUUCAGUGGGUUUUUUAAUUGGAGGAUUUCUUCGCAAGUCAUCAGCGUAUCAACUUUCUGGAUGGAUUUCCAUCUACCUCUAAAAUUCUCUGACGAUCUUCUCCUCUUCAUGGAAAUGUUCUACUUCAUUGCUAUUCUCAAGGCAUUUACAUCACUCAUUCCUAUCAUGCAUCUGAUGUGUGGGAUAUACGAGGGUUACGUAAAGUGUGCGAUGAGAUCAUGACGUUCAGCACAGGUCUAACGGACACAUAAAACUCCUGAGGCGUUGAUAGAGGUUUUUUACAAUCUAAGAAGGAUCUAGUAGUAUGUGGCUUCGUCAUCAUAGGGAAAGAGCAGUUGAGGUAUACAUAAAACACGCAACUUGGCUUGGAAAUAAGUUCCGUUCCUACUUCUGCUGCUGCAAUGUAUAGAUAAGCUCUUCAAGGAAUGCC
Neurospora crassa OR74A is the source of this 4907-nucleotide messenger RNA. RefSeq lists its product as hypothetical. The coding region runs from base 1831 to 4260 and encodes 809 amino acids. Gene Ontology annotation, biological process: regulation of transcription by RNA polymerase II. The record is from RefSeq and is a predicted model, not a curated record. Gene Ontology annotation, cellular component: nucleus. Lineage: Eukaryota; Fungi; Ascomycota; Sordariomycetes; Sordariales; Sordariaceae. The transcript has 3 exons.